Molecule: messenger RNA, 1711 nt
Organism: Pangasianodon hypophthalmus (striped catfish)
Lineage: Eukaryota; Metazoa; Chordata; Actinopteri; Siluriformes; Pangasiidae
Product: zgc:64022
Exons: 4
Coding region: 28-690 (220 amino acids)
Molecular function (GO): GTP binding; GTPase activity
Source: RefSeq, a predicted model, not a curated record
UGUCUUUGAGCUCGGUUCAGUUUACAGAUGGUGGUUCAGGUAGAGCCUCGUAUCCGCUACAGCAGCAAGAGGAUGGACACAAAUCAGCCCAAAGUGGAGGCUAAUAUUUUACUGCUUGGAGCUGAAAAUGUGGGGAAGUCUGCACUAAUAGUGCGUUUCCUGACUAGAAGAUUUAUUGGAGAAUAUGGCUCUAUAGAAUCCAUAUACAGUCAUCAUGAUAAGAUUGACGGCCGGGAUAUCUGCUUCAACAUCUGGGACUCACUUUGUCCACAGAAUGCUGAAGAGAUGGGCCACAUCAGCGAAAGGCAGCUGCAGUGGUCCGAUGGCUUCAUCCUGGUCUACAGCAUCUGCGAUCGGGCGAGCUUCAACGUGGUGCGACAGCAGGUCCAACACAUCCGCCAAGCGCAGCAGAAACUCUCCAGCUCCACUCCGCUCAUCAUCGUGGGGAAUAAACGAGACCUGCAGCACCGGCGUGCCGUGUCCAGCGAGGAAGGACGGCUCCUGGCGCUCUCAGCCGACUGCGGCUUCUUCGAGAUCUCUGCGGCUGAAGCCUACCACGGCGUGCUCAUGGUGUUCCACGAACUGCUCGACCUGAUCCGUGAGGCGAGGGCGCUCAAAAAGGGCCCGGCCGGCUUCAGGGGCAUCGUCAGGAGUAUGUCUGCAGUUUUCGGAAGGAAGAGGACUGAAUAGACUGAAAUGUUUCUCCGGGAAGAGGAAGGAAUAUUGCGUCCACAUUGGACUACGAUCAUUGAUUAUUGUAUUUGGAUUUGAAUGCUCUGUGAAUGUUCGAAUUCAGAGACUCUUGUGGGGUCUUAAAGAUGUCAUAAGGAUGAAAACUGUCUUACACCACAGUGCUUCUGAAUUCUCAAAUCUGAUUGGUCUGAAGGUGUUCAUUUUCUAUAACAUGUCUCACAGACGCUCCACAUUAGAUAUAACCAUUAACAGAAACACUAUGUUCAUUAAUAAAAGAAAAAUUGUAAUAGUUGGCAAAUUGCUGUAGUAUAAGAGGAAUAAACCUCUUUGGGACAUGCUGUUAUAGGAAAAGAAUCAGCUUCAGGUUAGUAACAGUCAUUGUUUCCAAUUACAGCACACCAAGUGUUAAUUCCUUACAUAUUGUAUAAGAAAGCCCUUUAUUGUGAGCAUCUAUCUGAAACACGCAUGCAGUCAUUAGGGGGCUAUUUCUAUGCAAAACGGAUACCUGUGUUUGUGUGUGUCGUCACUGCAUAACGAGAUUUCUUAUCUGUGAACAAACCGAGUCUUAGAUGUUAAACCACAUCGUUUAGCUGACAAUCCUCCCCUGAUAGCACUAGAUAUAUUCAGCAUGAGGCAAAAACCACAAUUCCAAAGGCACACACAGACGCACACAAAUUUCAAUUUAUUUUCUUGGAAUACACUGACCGAAUUGUGUUGUAAUGUGAAUCAUAAUCUGCCCACACCAAUGUGUCAUUAUUACAAGCUCAGGACUUGCCUUGUGUCAGAUGGACUCAGAUAAACUGUUGCACUCGUUUCACACUGACUGGAGAAACGUUACGUUACCUUGCACCCUGAUGAUUCAUAACGUCCUUAAAUGAACCUUUUUUUUUUUUUCUGGCACAAAUGUUUCCUUUUAUGGCUGCCAGCCGCAGGGUGUUGUGGUGUGUGUAUAUAUUGUUAAUAGUACAGAGAAGUCUAUGCUAAAGAUUUUUUAUAAUAAAACAUGAAUUGAAUUGAA